UGUAGAUCAAUUUGUAUGUAAUAUAAAACUUAGUCUUGCGUUUAACGCUGAAAUGAUACACCCUAAAUGCCUGGCAUUGAUCACAAUAUGUUUCUGCUUCUAUCGAGGAGUCGCCGGUACUAAGGGUGAAAACGAUUGGCACUACCAAGCGAAAGAGUCACAUCCCUGUCAGCGUCCUUGUGUCCCAGGGGACGUGAAGACGUGCUACUACAGGUUCUCCAUAGAGUGGUACUGGGCUCUCAGUAAAGCCUGCUAUGACUGCCCCCAGACCCUGUCCGACUGCUAUAGAGAGGACUGCGUCCCGGCCGAUGGCAUCCAAAGGUCUAUUAUGGUCGUCAAUAGGCAAAUGCCUGGUCCCAGUGUCGAGGUAUGCUACGGAGACAAGGUGGAGGUGGAGGUGGAGAAACCUGAUGAAUGACCAGACCACUUCGAUACAUUGGCAUGGCCACCACCAGGUCAAGACACCCUACAUGGAUGGGGUACCCUUCAUCACACAGUGUCCUAUAUCGCCCUAUUUCUAUAAUUCCGGUAUACUAUGGGGGCUACGAACCUUGUGGAACCCACUUCUGGCA
Molecule: messenger RNA, 572 nt
Organism: Homalodisca vitripennis (glassy-winged sharpshooter)
Lineage: Eukaryota; Metazoa; Arthropoda; Insecta; Hemiptera; Cicadellidae
Exons: 4
Coding region: 53-418 (121 amino acids)
Molecular function (GO): copper ion binding
Source: RefSeq, a predicted model, not a curated record